GUGACUAACGAGAAGAGAUUGUCGUGCGCCCCAACUGCAGCCUACGGUAAAAAAAAAAGGAACGAUCAAUAACCUUCAAAUCUACGACACCGUGCAGCGUGUGAUCUUCGUGAAGUGAACUUCACCAAGUGGGACCGUUUACGAACCUGUAACCGUGCGAGACCGUGGUGAUGCGUGGUGUGUCGUGCGUAAUGCUGCGGCCAAACCGGCCCCGAUCGGUGCUCCUGGCCGCAGCCGGUUGCUGCGCGUUGAUGCUGGCCCUUCUGCCGCGGCCAACCCGGGCCAACGACAAUCUGCGCGUCGCGUAUCAGUGGAGCGAAAUAGAUUUUGAGUUUUCUAACGACGCCGAACGACAGGAGGCGCUCGCCACGCGGCGCUACAUCCCGGAGCACGUGAUACCGGUCGGGCUGGAGGUCUACAAAAAGCGGCUCUUUCUGACGCUUCCGCGCUGGAAGGAUGGCAUACCGGCGUCACUGGGCUACAUUAAUCUCAACGAAACCACUACACAAUCUCCGAAGUUACAUCCUUAUCCGAACUGGUCGGCUCAUCGGCGAAUAAGUGAAGCCGACGCACCGGAAAUAGUGUCGCCAUUUCGGAUACGCGCUGACCGCUGUGGUCGGCUCUGGGUGCUGGACACCGGUGUGGAGGAGCUGCUGACAAACACAACGGUCACCGCCCCAACGUCGCUGCUGGUGUACGAUCUGAACAACGACAAUCUGCUCCGGCGGUACGCGUUCCCAGCGGAGCACAUUAAAGAAAACUCGUUCUACGCAAAUAUCGCCGUCGAGGAUGCGGUGUGCGAGGACACUUUCGCGUACGCGGCCGAUCUCGGCAAUCCCGGGCUGGUGGUUUACUCCUGGAAGCAGCAGGAAUCGUGGCGCGUCAAGCAUCACUUCUUCCACCCGGAUCCGCUGGCGGGCAACUACAACAUCACCGGCAUCAACUUCCAGUGGGACGAUGGGUUGUUCGGAAUUGCGCUCUCGAAACCGCAACCCGACGGCUACGCAACGCUGUUCUUCCAUCCGCUUAGCUCACUGAACGAGUUCGCCGUCUCGACGAAGGUACUGCGCAAUCGCAGCGCCGCGCUGGACGCGAGCAACUACCACGAGUUCAAGGUGCUCGGAUCGCGCGGUCCCAACGGGCAGGCUGGGGUCGCCUUUCUCGAUCAGAAAACCGGCGUCAUCUUCUACGCCCUACCGAACCUGAACGCCAUAACGUGCUGGAAAACCUCGAACCGGGCGUAUACGAUCAAGUCGCUCGGUCGCGUCUACAUGAGCACCGUCGACAUGGUAUUUCCCAACGACGUCAAGGUGGACGACGAAAGCCGCCUGUGGGUGCUGUCCGAUCGGCUGCAUCAGUACAUGUACGAGUCGCUCAACCGAAACGAUACGAACUUCCGCAUCCUCACCGCUACGGUUAAGGAUGCCAUCCAAAAUACGGCAUGCGACACGAACAUUAAGCCACUGCCGGACAUCAUCACCAACUUGGGUGACAUCCUGCGGCCAUCUACCGUGGCCCCGAAGGUGGCACCGAAGGGUGGUUCCAAUGCGGCGCCUACCGUUCAGUCCGCCGGAAUCAUGAGUAUACUGCUCGUUGUCUGUGCCACCGUUCGUUUCUUUCUCUGAACGAAGAGUUAGGCCAUAAUCAUGGAGAAACCCGUAAACGCAGUGUCGUCGUCAUGUUAAUGUUUUAUCGUUGAAUUUUUAUCAGUAUUGCACACAACCGCAAGAAAAUGGCAGGAAGCAUUUGUCAAGGAAAGUGACGUAUCCAUCAACCGGUACCUCGGCAAACGUGAAGGGAAGUCAAUGUCUGCGUGUCGGUGGCACUGCAGCGUAAGCGUUCCAGUAGCAUAAUUAUCUUUGAACCGUCCCGAAUCACCCCCGUUGAUUUCUGUAGUACAUAAUGUGUAUAAUUUAUGUGUUCCAAACUUUUUGCCUUACACUUUCAUCACCGCGCCUUGCGUGCGUUCCGUAGUAUCACUCAUCUCGCGCAUCGCAUUUCCUAAAUUAUGCUGCACAUAUUGGCACCAACUAUCAUAGCACAAAACCGACUAUCGCAAACCCGAGGCCAUAACCGUUGAAGCCUGUCCAACAAUGGUCUGUGAGCAGUUGUGUCAUAAUUGUUAAUUGUUAGUCAGCGUACCAAAA
Molecule: messenger RNA, 2147 nt
Organism: Anopheles bellator
Lineage: Eukaryota; Metazoa; Arthropoda; Insecta; Diptera; Culicidae
Product: protein yellow
Exons: 2
Coding region: 171-1625 (484 amino acids)
Cellular component (GO): extracellular region
Source: RefSeq, a predicted model, not a curated record